CUGCCCAUGUGUUGCGUGCAUAAAGGCACAUACGGUGGUCCUCCCAACUCACGCGAGCGUUGUGCAUUUUUGUCAACACAAGGAAAAUGCACAUAAUUGAUUGUGAAAGGUUGACAUAAUCUUUUUCUUAGCACAGACGAUUGCGCGGAAGAAGAAAGAAAAAAAAAUUCCCUGGGUGAUAAAAUUUACAUGUUUGUUUUGUCACUUGUAUUUUUUUCCCUCCCCCUCUACUGGGCGAACUUUCAGUGGCCUCGCUUUUUUUCUUUUCCUUUUUCUUUUUUAACCUCCACCGUGUUUCCCUUUUUUUUUAUGUAUUCCCGAAAUUGGGGUACCCGCAAGUGCACAGCCCGCACGCCCAUCCGUACCUUUUAAAAGCAAACGAUGGGUAACAAAAUUUCCACGGAGGAUCACAUCUUUCGAUUAAAAUUAAAAACGAAGGAACUAGAAAAAUUAUCAAACAGGUCAGAAUUAGAAGAGAAAAAGCUCGUAACCGAUGUCAAAAAGGCCAUACAGGCAGGGAAGAUCGACAUAGCGAGGCUCUAUGCAGAAAAAUGCAUAAGAAAAAAAAACGAAAAAAUUAACUACCUCAAUUUGAGUAACAAACUGGAUGUCCUUGUGUCUAGGCUCGAGGGGGCCCACAGAUGCGCGUCGCUAGUUAAAGACGUAAGCAUGAUGAUCCCGCUAAUACAGAAGAUAAACACCGAGACCAACGCCGCCAAAAUUGGGAAUGACGUGAUGAAGCUGGAAAACAUCUUUGACGAAAUUAGCAUCAGCUCGGACCUCAUAAACGACACUGUUCAAACGUCCUCUGCGAUCAGCGCCCCCACGGAGGAGGUUGACGAAUUGAUCUCCAAAAUAGCAGAUGAGCAUGCCAUAAAACUGGAUGGGCAGCUGGGCCCCGUAAAUUCGAUUAAUAAGCAUUUGGAAGAAAUUUCCAACAUGAGCGAACGGAUCAAAAAUUUAAAAUGA
Plasmodium vivax (malaria parasite P. vivax) is the source of this 969-nucleotide messenger RNA. RefSeq lists its product as hypothetical. Gene Ontology annotation, cellular component: multivesicular body; ESCRT III complex. Bases 382 to 969 code for a protein of 195 amino acids. The transcript has 7 exons. The record is from RefSeq and is a predicted model, not a curated record. Lineage: Eukaryota; Apicomplexa; Aconoidasida; Haemosporida; Plasmodiidae. Gene Ontology annotation, biological process: protein transport; endosome transport via multivesicular body sorting pathway; late endosome to vacuole transport.